UAUCUCCAUGAAUUUAACAAGCGAAGAGGUUAGUACCAUUUUUAGAAGAAACAAGAUUAAAAACUAUUUCUGUUAUAUAUAAAUCUUGUAAAUAUUCGGUAGAAUGGCCUUAAUAUCGGCAGGCCGAAGAAUUAUUAAUUCCAGGAAUCUAUUGAUAUCACAUCCCAGAAAUAUUGGUUACAUAGUCUUAUUGCCAGAAAUAGGAGAUGUUUCUACCAAAGAUCAACCACUGCUGAAAGAUAACCUUCCAGAGUUCAACAAUGUAACUAUUGAAAACUGUACAGCUCUUAUUGCUAAACAAGCCUUAGAAUUCGAAAGUGAAGUUAAGAGAAUUGAGAAAGAAAUCGAGUGCGGAAAUGUAAAUAUUGAAAAAGAUGUAAUAGAACCUUUAGAAAUUUCAAGUGCGCCUUUAAACUUAACGUGGGGUAUUUCCAAAACACUUUAUUUAGGAAACAAAACUGGUGUUCCAACAAAAACGUAUUUACCCAUUCAUGAAAGAGCAAGACAAGCACGAAGCGCAAAAUAUAAUAGCCCCAAAAUUUAUGGAGCAAUCAAAAAAGAAAUUUCUGAAGGGAAUGAUCAUGAACCUGAAUUGAAACGUGUCUUGGAAAAGUUUCAUAUUGAAGGUAAAUUGAAUGGGUUGGAUUUGAGUGAUGACAAAAAAGAAGUUCUGAAACGAAGUUUAGUUAGACUUUCAAAAGAAAAACAAAUUUUCAAGCAGAAAAUUGAACAACAAACUGAUAAUUUUAGCCAUACCAUACAAAACUAUCAAAAUGUAAGAGAUUUUCCUGAGGAUUUACUCAAAGCAAUAUCUGUAGAUUCAUCAAAUUAUUUAAGAGGUCCGUGGAAAGUUACAUUACAACCUAGCAUUUAUUCACAAACAAUGCAAUACUGUCCAGAUCGUGAAAUAAGAUGGAAUUUAUGGCAAGGUUCAGUGAACCGAGGAUCUGGGUUUUUAGAAAAGGAUAAAUUCACAGGUUUACAUUUGGAAGAGAUUAGAAAUCGCAGACAAGAGAUUGCUCAAUUAUUAGGUUAUAAAACAUUUGCUGAUAUGUCUAUGGAAACAAAAAUGGCUGGCUCUGUUGAAAAUGUUAGGAAUAUGAUCAAUAAUCUAUUAGAAAAAGCUAAACCUGCCCAGAAUGAAGAAUUGAAACAAUUAUUUAAAUUUGCAACUGAAAAUGGUUUUGAAUACUCGAAAUUAGAAUUAUGGGAUGUUCCAUAUUGGAGGAAAAGACAACAAUUAUCUGAGUAUAAAUUCAACCCUGAAAAUUAUAAGAAGUAUUUUCCAUUUCCUACUGUCCUUGAGGGAAUGUUCAAGCUAUGUGAAAAAUUGUUUGGUGUAGUCAUUAAGCAAAGAAAUGAUGUUUCAACAUGGAAUAAAGAUGUUAAAUUUUAUGAUAUUCUGGAAAGUCAUUCCAGUGCUCCAGUUGCUGGAUUUUAUCUGGAUUCAUAUAGAGAAAAAGAUAAUGAAUUACAUAAUAUAAAUAGUAAUGGGUGGAUGGUUGCCAUCCAAAAUAAAAGUUCUGCCUGUAAUCGAAUACCCUUAGCAUCUUUAAUUUUCAAUUUUGAGCCAUUGAAAAAUGGAAAACCACCCUAUUUAGAUGUUGAUAGUGUCUAUAGUUUAUUUUAUCGAUUUGGAUUGGCUUUGCAACAUUUACUGACAAGAGCUUCUUUUGAGGAAGUAUCAGGUCUUUCAAAUAUUGAGUGGGAUAUGGUUGAAGUGUGUGGACAUGUUUUCACACACUUCCUUCAUAAUAAAGAUGUUAUAGAAAGCAUAUCUUGUGAUUUGGAAACAGGUGAUAAAUUGCCAGCAGACCUUUUUAAGGAUAUGUGUGAUGUUAAGAAACACAUGGCAGGUUCAGACUUGUGCAGAGAAUUAUAUUUUUCUGCCUUAGAUGUAGAACUGUAUUCCAAAGAAGACCAUUGGUUGAAGAUAACUAGAAACUUAUGGCCUCAAUUUAUUGAUUUUCCUUUGGAUAAAAAUGAUUCUCAUCCAUGCUCAUUCACACAAAUUUUCACAGAAGAAUGGGCAGCAGCUUAUUACUCACACAUUUGGUCAAGGGUAAUAGCAGCAGAUAUUUAUAGUGCGUUUCAAGAAAUGGAGGGAAAUGAACAGGAAUUCAUAAGUGUUGGUAAAAGAUUUAGAGAAACAUUUUUGGCAUUAGGGGGCAGUGCACAUUCAACAAAAAUAUUCAGACAUUUUAGAGGCAGAGAUCCUUGUCCUAAAGCAUUGUUGAAUAAUUUAGGAUUGAGUAAUGGUAAUUAAAGUGAAAGAGACUGAAUGUGAUGAGAACCUGUACUUGUGUUUCCUGAAAUGAUUCAUUUCUAAUUUAUGUUGAUGAUAUUACAAUAUAUUCUGUGAAAACAA
Coccinella septempunctata (seven-spotted ladybird) is the source of this 2368-nucleotide messenger RNA. RefSeq names its product probable cytosolic oligopeptidase A. Lineage: Eukaryota; Metazoa; Arthropoda; Insecta; Coleoptera; Coccinellidae. The transcript has 2 exons. Gene Ontology annotation, biological process: peptide metabolic process; proteolysis. The coding region runs from base 104 to 2266 and encodes 720 amino acids. Gene Ontology annotation, molecular function: metalloendopeptidase activity. The record is from RefSeq and is a predicted model, not a curated record.